UUAAUUGCUGAGAUGUGGAAAUAUUGUAAAGGAUCCAUUUUAUCUCUUGUAUUUAGUGUCUGUUGGUCCUUUGGUUGAGGCGUCUUUGGUAGCUGUUCCCUUUGUGUCAUUGUUAUAGUAAAGCUGGUUAAUGGGUGAGUCAGGCAACCUUGAGGGUUGAUGCAUAUUUUAGAAACUGUUAAAAAGAAGUUUUAAAAUAUGCUUUAUUUUUUGUAUUUCAGCCCUUUGUCAGCUGCUGUUUUGCCUUUAUUGAUUGUGUUGCCUUUUUAUUUAUUAAGGUGUUUGUAUAUUUCCUGGGGUGAAAUUUCCCAGGUGGCAAUGUUGGAUCAGUUACAUUUUUGUUUCUUCUUUAUCAUAUUGCAUACCCUUAGUGCCGACCCCCCCUCCACCUUGCCACAAUAGGUAGAGAGGUGUAAAGUUGUUCAUGUUAUCUCUGUUCAACAAACACCCAGUUAGCCCUUUUGAUAACUUGUUUGUUGAUCAUUUUGGAAUGUGAUGUGAAAGAAAGAGGGCAUGUAGCCAAGUAUGGUGUUGGAGGAGGGCACACUUUUAAAUCAGUUCUCACCACAUGCUUGCACUGAGACAAGGACAGUAGUCCAAUUAAAUUACCUGAUCUGUCUAAAACUGUGGCCUUACUUACAACUGCUGUUGGUAGUUGUGAUAUAAACACUAGUUUGGAGAGAGAUUUUGAAUUUCUACACUACCCCACCCCACCCCACCAGAUUUCCCCUACUUCUCAUGCUUGUUCUAUGAGGAAGUAGUGUCGGUUUCCCAGCCAAUCAGGACAACCUAGUAAGGGCCGCCAGUCGACUAAUCAGGACAGAGGGUUGAAGAGUAGCUCUGAUUGGUCUGUGAUAACAGGAACCAAGGGGAAUAAUAACAUUGCUUGAUACAAAGGCAUUGAAAAACAGAGGUUUGGCCAUAAUCUUAAACUACUUAAAUUACAGAUGAGUACUGAUGGGUAUUAUGUCCUUUUCUCCAAACCAAGCAGAAAAAAAAGUACAUUUUUUUUUUCUUUACCAUUCCUACCAACAGUAGCUUUAAAAGUGCAUGGAAAAAAAGUGAUUGUAAUGCAAACUGUCUGUUCCACUCAGCUGGUCAUGUGACAGAAAAAGUGAAAGCAAAAUCCAUAGAAAUCCCUCAAAUUUAAAGAGGAGCAACUGCAGGGUGCACAGCUUUUGUGCUCUCAGCAGUGUGUGUGCGCGUGCUUGUAUGACCCUGCUGCGGUCGCGCGAUGAGGGCAGAGGAAGAAGAACCAGCGUCACACUGACGAGGUCCGUGAGGCGCGUUACCAUUCAGCACCGCGUCUUCACUGACAGUCAGCUCAACAAGCUGCGGUCACUGCAGACGCACGGAUACCAGCAGAAACUGACACAGUGACACCUGUGAGUGUGAAGGAUGUCUGAGAGCACCGAGAAUGAGGAUUGCGACGAGCUGCACUCCUCUGUGGAUGACGACGAUGAACUUCUGAGAUACAUCUGGAGGGAAUACUUACACCCCAAGCAGUAUGAAUGGGUCCUCAUCGUGGCUUACAUUAUUGUGUUCUUCGUUUCUCUGAUCGGAAACUCUCUUGUUUGUUUUGCAGUGUUGAAAAACCGUCACAUGCGCACUGUGACCAACUACUUCAUAGUGAAUCUGUCCUUGGCUGAUGUGCUGGUCACCAUCAUCUGCCUGCCUGCGAGUCUCGUGGUGGACAUCACAGAGACGUGGUUCUUUGGAAACACGCUCUGCAAAGUUGUGCCUUAUCUGCAGACCAUCUCUGUUUCUGUAUCAGUCCUGACACUGAGUUGCAUCGCCCAAGAUCGCUGGUAUGCUAUCUGCCACCCGCUGUUGUUCAAGAGUACUGCAAAGAGGGCUCGCAAGAGUAUUGUCGUCAUCUGGGUGGUGUCGUGCAUCAUUAUGAUUCCUCAGGCUGUUGUGAUGGAGUGCAGCAGCCUUUUGCCUGAACUUACAAACAAGACCAGCCUGUUCACAGUGUGUGAUGAACACUGGGGAGCUGAGAUCUACCCGAAGGUGUAUCACACCUGUUUCUUCAUCAUCACUUACUUUGCACCGCUGUGUCUCAUGAUCCUGGCGUAUAUCCAGAUAUGUCACAAGCUGUGGUGUCAACAGAUUCCUGGAAGCACCUCCGUGCUGCAGAGAAAGUGGAGGUCAAUGCAGUGCUCAGCCUCCACUCCAGUGCAGGGAGAGCCUGUGAGGGUCCGCACCAGCACGGUCUGCGCAGAGAUCAAACAGAUCCGAGCACGACGCAAGACGGCCAGCAUGCUGAUGGCGGUGCUCUUUGUUUUCGCCCUGUGCUACCUGCCAAUCAGCGUGCUCAAUGUCAUGAAAAGAGUCUUUGGGACAUUCAAGAAAACAAAUGACAGAGAGAAAGUGUACGCGUGGUUCACCUUCUCACACUGGCUCAUUUAUGCCAACAGUGCAGCGAAUCCAAUCAUCUACAACUUCCUCAGCGGUAAGUUCCGCAAGGAGUUCAAAGCAGCUUUUUCCUGCCACUGUUACAAUAAAAGCCCAAAUCGAACAAAGAGGAUAAGAGCCAGAGCGAGCACAGAGAGCCGUAAAUCCCUGUCUACUCAAGUCAACAACAUGGACAAUGUGUCACGCAUAUCAGAUCAGAUCGUGUAGUCGAAGCGGCAAAUUAAUCCUAACCUGAAAGGACACGCUCAUUGUUAAAUAAACCAUUAAAGUGUCUACACCAGCUGAUAAAAAAAAAAGACCUUCGGAUGAAGAGGAUUUCUCAGAAGUAUCGUUUUGUGAUUCCAUUCGGACGCUUUUUGGAGAUGAAGUGCUUUAAAAACCUGACCUCUGUUUUCUGAGGAACUUCUCACUUUUACAAGCUCACCAACACGGAGAGAACAUGACAACCUCUUGUAAAUCACAGAAGAUAUAUUUAUUAUGAUUCACCAUUUGAAUGUGAAGUAUUUGAUUACUCAGAUGUCCUUUAUGAUGUACAGUGCAGUGACAUGGUUUGCACUCAUGUAUUGUAUUGUUCAUGUAAUAUUUUGAAUGUUGAUCUUUAUCUUUGGUUCAGUGGCUUGAAUAUGUAUUGCAGAUUCUUAUUUAUUGUAUCACUGUUGAUGGGAUGUUUAUUGAUAUUUUUGUCUUAUGGGUUUUUACAAAGACUGAGGAGCAGAACUAUAAAGAAAACCUCUGAUGAUGCUCA
Notolabrus celidotus (New Zealand spotty) is the source of this 3163-nucleotide messenger RNA. RefSeq names its product hypocretin (orexin) receptor 2 (gene hcrtr2). Gene Ontology annotation, molecular function: orexin receptor activity. Gene Ontology annotation, biological process: feeding behavior; G protein-coupled receptor signaling pathway; circadian sleep/wake cycle process. The record is from RefSeq and is a predicted model, not a curated record. Bases 1399 to 2625 code for a protein of 408 amino acids. NCBI's taxonomy places the organism in Eukaryota, Metazoa, Chordata, Actinopteri, Labriformes, Labridae. Gene Ontology annotation, cellular component: membrane. The transcript is spliced from 7 exons.